Messenger RNA from Gracilinanus agilis (Agile Gracile Mouse Opossum), 3150 nucleotides. RefSeq names its product 1,4-alpha-glucan branching enzyme 1 (gene GBE1). The coding region runs from base 38 to 2128 and encodes 696 amino acids. Gene Ontology annotation, molecular function: cation binding; hydrolase activity, hydrolyzing O-glycosyl compounds; 1,4-alpha-glucan branching enzyme activity. Gene Ontology annotation, biological process: glycogen biosynthetic process. The record is from RefSeq and is a predicted model, not a curated record. The transcript is spliced from 16 exons. Lineage: Eukaryota; Metazoa; Chordata; Mammalia; Didelphimorphia; Didelphidae. Gene Ontology annotation, cellular component: cytoplasm.
CCUCUCGGGCCUCGGCUGCUCAGGGCUGCAGCGGAAAAUGGCGGCUCCGGCGGGCUGCGCUGAGACGGCUUUGGCGGCUGCGUUAGCAGAUGUUCCUGGACUGUCCCGGCUCCUGGAGAUUGACCCCUAUCUGAAGCCCUACGCAGGAGACUUCCAGCGGAGGUAUAAGCUCUUCACCCAGACUUUGAAAGAUAUUGAAGAAAAUGAAGGUGGUAUUAAUAAAUUCUCCAAAAGUUAUGAAUCAUUUGGAGUCCAUAGAUGUGCUGAUGGUGGUUUAUAUUGUAAGGAAUGGGCUCCAGGAGCAGAAGGAGUUUUUCUUACUGGAGAUUUUAAUGGUUGGAAUCCAUUUUCUCAUCCCUAUAAAAAACUUGAAUAUGGGAAAUGGGAGCUUUAUAUCCCACCCAAGCAUAAUAAAUCUUCAAUUGUGCCUCAUGGAUCAAAAUUAAAGGUGGUUAUAACUAGUAAAAGUAGAGAAAUCCUGUAUCGUAUUUCACCAUGGGCAAAAUAUGUGGUUCGUGAAGGUGAUAAUGUAAAUUAUGAUUGGAUACACUGGUGCCCAGAACAUUCUUAUCAACUCAAGCAUUCUCGACCCACAAAGCCAAAGAGUCUAAGAAUCUAUGAAUCUCAUGUAGGAAUUUCUUCUCAUGAAGGAAAAGUUGCUUCAUAUAAACACUUUACAUGCAAUGUUCUACCAAGAAUUAAAGACCUUGGAUACAAUUGUAUUCAAUUGAUGGCUGUUAUGGAACAUGCCUAUUAUGCCAGUUUUGGUUAUCAAGUCACAAGUUUUUUUGCAGCAUCAAGCCGUUAUGGUACCCCUGAUGAAUUGAAAGAACUGGUUGAUAUUGCUCACUCAAUGGGAAUUAUAGUUCUCUUGGAUGUAGUUCAUAGUCAUGCAUCAAAAAAUUCUGAAGAUGGUCUAAACAAGUUCGAUGGAACUGAUUCCUGUUAUUUUCAUUCUGGCCCUAGAGGAAACCAUGAUCUCUGGGACAGUAGGCUGUUUGCCUAUUCUAGCUGGGAAGUUUUAAGAUUCCUUCUUUCUAACUUGAGAUGGUGGCUAGAAGAAUAUGGCUUUGAUGGAUUCCGUUUUGAUGGUGUAACAUCUAUGCUUUAUCACCACCAUGGAAUGGGUCAAGGCUUUUCAGGUGAUUACAGUGAAUAUUUUGGACUACAAGUAGAUGAAGACUCGCUGAUUUAUCUUAUGCUGGCAAACCACUUGGUUCAUACAGUAUAUCCAGAUUGUAUAACAAUAGCUGAGGAUGUUUCAGGAAUGCCAGCUUUGUGUUCUCCUAUAACACAAGGUGGAGGUGGCUUUGACUAUCGAUUAGCCAUGGCAAUUCCAGAUAAGUGGAUUCAGAUACUUAAAGAAUUUAAAGAUGAAGACUGGAAUAUGGGAAACAUUGUGCAUACCCUCACAAACAGGCGUUACCUUGAAAAGUGUAUUGCAUAUGCAGAAAGUCAUGAUCAGGCUCUUGUUGGUGAUAAGACCCUGGCAUUCUGGUUGAUGGAUGCAGAAAUGUAUACAAACAUGAGUGUGCUGUCCCCCCUUACUCCAGUUAUUGAUCGUGGAAUACAGCUUCAUAAAAUGAUUCGUCUCAUUACUCAUGCACUUGGGGGUGAAGGCUAUCUGAAUUUUAUGGGUAAUGAAUUUGGCCAUCCAGAAUGGUUAGAUUUCCCAAGAAAAGGAAAUAAUGAGAGUUACCAUUAUGCUAGGAGGCAGUUUCAUUUGGCUGAUGAUGAACUCCUCCGCUAUAAAUUUCUCAAUAACUUUGACAAAGAUAUGAAUAAAUUAGAAGAAAGAUGUGGUUGGCUUUCAGCACCUCAGGCCUUCGUAAGUGAAAAACAUGAAGAAAAUAAAGUCAUUGCUUUUGAGCGAGCAAAUCUCCUUUUUCUCUUUAAUUUCCAUCCAGAAAAGAGUUUUACUGACUACAGAGUGGGAACAUCAUCACCAGGUAAAUUCAAAAUUGUUCUGGAUACUGAUGAAGGGAAAUAUGGAGGACAUCAGAGACUAGACCAUAAUACAGAUUUCAUUUCUGAGCAUUUUGAACAUAAUGGCCGUCCCUGUUCUCUUUUGGUAUACAUUCCAAGCAGAGUGGGUCUUAUACUUCAAAAUAUGGAUAUGCCAAACUGAAGAAGACAGAAUCUGCCUGCACUGGAUUCAGAUAUUUGUUUUAUGUUCCAGUAUUGAGCAUUCAUAGAACUUUUAUUUUGUAGAGUUUUUUAAACUCUUAAAUGUUGGUAAUUGAAUAUUGAAAUAUACACAGGAAUAUCAAACUUUCUUUUAAAACUCCCUUCCAGAGCCAUAUAUAUCACAAGUUUAGAGAAAAUUAUCUUUGUAUUUCUAGAGUGCAUGGACUAUAUUUUCAAAGCUCUAAGUGACUGAUAUCCUCAAGUUAUCCUUUGCAUUUUACAAAAGUAAAGUAAUGUAAAGUAAAUUGAUAAUGAUGUCAUUCUUUUUUAUUUCAGAUUUGAUUUAUUCAUUAUAUGCUAUAAUCUUCCCUUAAUGUAAUGAGUAAGCAGAAUUUUUUAAAAUUGAAUACCAGUUUUAUUUUAUAUAAGUUUUUUCUUUUGCAUUUGGCAAAGACUGCAGUGAAUGAAAAUUUAUCAUGGUUUUAUCACUUCUAAAAUCCUAUCUAGGAAAAAAGGAAAAAAAUAAUUAUUAUUCAUAAUAAUGUUAAGGGUUUUUAAAAUUAAUGAUAGACUUUAUUUGUGAAGCCAGUUAUGUGUGAUUUUAGCAUAACAUUUUUAUUUUAUUUGCUCUUUCAUAUAACAUUCUUAUAGCCUCUUCUUUCUCAGUUUUUCUGACCCUUAAAAUAAUUACUGAGAGUUCAGAAAAUAUCUUUUAUUUUCUAUUAGUAAAUAGUAUGCCCCAAGUAUUUUUAGUCAGACUUAUCUUAAUCUAUUAUUAUAGGUAAUUACUUUAUAAUACAUUUUAACAUACUUGAUAUCAAAAUAUAUUCAUUUGCAGAGAAUAAUCAAACAUCAUUUGUGUGUACCUGUACCUAGCAUUUGUAGCACAAGCUACUAAUAAAUAGAAUUUUGUUAUUAUUAUAAAGUCAGUGAUCCUUGAAAGUGACAUUAACUCUUUCUGACUUUCAUUAGAUUAAUCUUCCACUGGUAUAAGGAAUGCUCUUUUAAAAAUAUGCUUAAUNA